CUCGACUUUGACUCCACAUCAACGGUUUCUGCUUCGCUAUUCCACGUCCAGAACUGAAGUGCCAGUGUUGUUAAUCAUGUUAGACACGUUACCCUGUCACGUCGUUCGAACCUAAUCCGCCGUUCCCCUCGAAUUCUGAUUCACCGCCCGGCAAUCCCCUCGGACCGUGAACUACCGGGGGAGGAAGCCCACGAUCCUCCAAGUCCUCCAAGUCCUCCAAGUCCUACAAGUCCGACAAGUCCUACAAGCCCGACAAGUCCUACAAGCCCGACAAGUCCUACAAGCCCGACAAGCCCGACAAGUCCCUCGCUUCUCCCCUCUCCCCCGCCGUCUCCCACACCACCAACCCCAAGAUGCCCGAUAAACAGCUAUCCACCAUCUCCUACGCAGCCGGUGCCUCCCUCGCCGCCAUCGCCCUCGUCUACGUCUUCGCCCCCAAUUUCGUCCUCGACGAGUCCAGCAGCUCCUCGGCCUCCCGCAAGAAGGGCGUCGUCGGCCUCCGCAACUCCGCCAAUGAUUGCUUCAUAAAUGCCACCCUCCAGGCCCUGGCCGGCCUGAACGACCUGCGCCUCUACCUCAUCCGCGAGACCCACCGCCGAAACAUCGAAGACCCGGCCGUCUACGCCCGUCUGGUCCAACCGCCGAACCGCACCUUGCCCGAAUGGAAGCUCCUCGCCUUGCAGCAGGGUGCCGUCACCCAGGGCUUCAAGGACAUUCUCGAUGCCCUCAACGAGCGGCCCAUAUACAAGAAGUCGACCUCGGCUGCCGAUUUCAUCAGGGUCAUGGAGGCCGCUUUUCGCCAGCGCGUGAGCCGCCAGCAGCAGGAUGCGCAGGAGUUUUUGCAGAUCGUCGCCGAGAGGCUGCAGGAUGAAUACCACGCAGGCGAACGCGCGAGGGCUUAUGCUAGGCGUGCUACUGCUACCGCGUCGUCUCCGGGCGUCGCCCAUCUCGGUUCUGCCGAGUCGCAGCCAGUCGAUGGGAAGGCCGUUCAGAAGAAGCUCCAUGAGCAUCUAUCCGUGUCUGAACGGUCACGGUCAGACUCUUUGGCGGACGCCGCUUCCUUGCCCGUGUCAGCCUCUAUAUCGGCCCUAAACCUGACCGGUUCGGAUAGCCUGCCCUCCACUGCUGCCACUACUGCCACUACUACCACCGCUGCGUCCACCCAGACCGCAACAGCAACCGCCACCGACGGCGCAACGCUCGCUGGCAUCGCGGCCGACGAAGAAGAGGAGGAAGGAUUUCCAAUGGAAGGUCAGCACGAGUCACAGCUACGAUGCCAAAGCUGCGGGUACCGGUCCAAACCGAAAACGGAAACCUUCGUCACCCUCACCCUCAACGUCCCCCAUGUGACCUCCACAUCAUUGAGCGCAUGCUUCGACGAAAUCUUCAAGACCGAAUACAUCGACGACUUCAAGUGCGAGAAGUGCCGUCUGCUCCACGCCGAAGAGACGCUGUGCCGAGAGCUGGCCAAGGCCAAGUCGGACCACGCGAGGGCGCAAGCCGAGGAAAACCUCCAGAAGUUGCGCCACGCCAUCGAAUCCGACCCGGAAAACCCUCCCCCGGACGUGCCGCUCCCAGACGCCCGCGAGGCCCCGAAGCGCCGCAUCGCCCGCUCCUUCCGCAUCACCUCCUUCCCCAAGAUCCUCACCGUCCACCUCUCCCGCUCCAUCUUCAGCACCCAAGCCUCCACCAAGAACUCGGCCAAGGUCGCCUUCCCGGAACACCUCCCGCUCGGCGGGCUCGCCGACCGUCGAAAGUACCGGCUGCUCGGCCUGGUCACCCACAAGGGGAGCCACAACAGCGGCCACUACGAGUCGUUCCGCCGCCAGAACCUCGCGCCCGCGCCCUACGCCAACUCCAACACCUUCCGCGCCUCGGGCGUCUACAGCAAAUCCGCCAGCCCCGUCUCCACCCCGCAGCUGAACGCCACCUCGCGCGCCGACACCCCGGCCGCGUCGUCCACCCCGGACCUUUUGCUCGCCCCGUCCCACUCCCGCCUCCCGAACCCGCACUUCCCCCUCGACGCCGACGCCGACGCCGACGCCUCGAGCAUCCGAUCCGUCGCCGCCUCCACCCGUUCCGCCCUCUCGCGCAUCUCCCUCUCGCGAGACCCGGAUCGUCGUCACGGUGCCGGGAACGGCGGGUCAUCGACGACAGACGACGCGCCCGGCAAACCGCCGCCGCCGCCGUCGACUACGUCGUCCCCGAUGGUGGUCCCGCCGGCUGUCAAGCCGCAUCGCAAGCGCAAGGCGCCCGAGCGGUGGUGGCGGAUCAGCGACGAGACGAUUCGCGAGGCGAAGACGUCCGAAGUGCUUGGCAUGCAGCGGGAGGUGUAUCUGCUCUUUUACGAGAUGGAGGACUAGCCCUGGCCUUUGCGGAGGGGUGGUGUGUUGUCCUAGACGGGGCCAUUGUAGUUUUACCAGCGUGGUGCGUGUUUGGCAUCCACGUUGAGAACCAUGACAUGGACGGAUGGCACAAAGGGGCGUUUUGGCGUUGUUGUUUUGCAUAUGCAUAUUCUUCUUCUUCUUCUUCUUCUUCUUGGCUCUUCAGCUCAAUGCAUGAUUGCAUGGAUAUGCAUCGCCCUUUUUUAUUUUUUAUUUUUAUUUUUUUCUAAGGAGCCCUUCCUAGGUCCGGGAUGGAUGCAUGAAAAAUGAUAAAUGGCACUGAGUGAUGUUAGAUAGAUGCUCUUCAUAUGCACAGCUCAUGUGGUGAUACGAUCCCACAAACACGGCUUCACUCAACCGCCAGCUCACCGCAUCAGUGUAUCAGCGAGUAUUAACUAUAUAAGGUGUAAAACUGGGCAAACUACCCUUCACCCGCAAACGCGCAG
Molecule: messenger RNA, 2830 nt
Organism: Sodiomyces alkalinus F11
Lineage: Eukaryota; Fungi; Ascomycota; Sordariomycetes; Glomerellales; Plectosphaerellaceae
Product: cysteine proteinase
Exons: 1
Coding region: 354-2363 (669 amino acids)
Biological process (GO): protein deubiquitination
Cellular component (GO): cytosol; nucleus
Molecular function (GO): cysteine-type endopeptidase activity; cysteine-type deubiquitinase activity
Source: RefSeq, a predicted model, not a curated record